Molecule: messenger RNA, 3722 nt
Organism: Vombatus ursinus (common wombat)
Lineage: Eukaryota; Metazoa; Chordata; Mammalia; Diprotodontia; Vombatidae
Gene: DAP3
Product: death associated protein 3
Exons: 13
Coding region: 326-1522 (398 amino acids)
Biological process (GO): apoptotic process
Cellular component (GO): mitochondrial ribosome; mitochondrial small ribosomal subunit
Molecular function (GO): structural constituent of ribosome
Source: RefSeq, a predicted model, not a curated record
GACUAUUCCAUUCCCGUCGGCUGCAGGGGCGUAGGUAAAGGGGGCUGGGGAGAGCAGGCGGAAUUUGUCCUCUGCUCAGUUCUACAUGAUUUGGGAGGCGCGAUGGAACACGUACCUACGUCCUCAACCCGGAAGAAGGGAGAGAAAGUUUAACCCCGUCGCGCCAUCGGUAGCCACCCUGAUCAUACACCCUUCUGGGCCCAGUGAGCCGGCCAGGGACGUCCUCGCGCCCCCUUAGCCUGCGGGCGUUGGAGGCAGCGGCGGCUGCGCGCUGAGCAGCUUCCUGCAGUAGGGCUCGAGCCUGGCUGCCGCUGGAACCGCGGGAAUGAUGCUCAGAAUCGUGAUAAGGCUGAUCUCCAGGAGCCAUAAGUUGGACCCACGAUGCUCUCUGCAUUUGGGCACCAGGGCAUCACAAAGCAUUGCUGUUAGUCUGGAUGCCCAGGUUCCAGGUGAGAAAUCCAGAGCCAUUUCUCGAACUCAGGAGAGUGACCCGGCCAAACAUGGAGAGCAGCACCUGUGUCAACACUACAGCAUUCCCCUGAAUGAACUGAAGAUUAUUUUCCCACAUGGACUGCCCCCUCGUUUUGGAAUGCAGGUGAAGACCUUCAAUGAAGCCUGCCUAAUGGUACGGGAGCCAGCUCUAGAGCUCCUACACUACUUGAAAAAUACAAAUUUUGCCAACCCUGCUAUCCGAUAUGUCCUCUUUGGAGAAAAGGGCACAGGAAAAACUCUUACUCUUUGCCAUGCAGUUCAUUUCUGUGCAAAACAGGACUGGCUGAUAAUGCACGUUCCAGAUGCUCACUGUUGGGUGAAAAAUUGUCGGGAUCUUCUGAAGUCUACCUACAACAAAGAACGUUAUGAUCAACCUCUGAAAGCCUCAACCUGGUUAAAGAAUUUCAAGACUUCAAAUGAGCGGUUCCUGAACCAGAUCAAAAUCCAACAGAAGUACAUCUGGAACAAACGGGAAAGCAUAGAGGAGGGCAGACCCCUUGGAGAAGUAGUUGAACAGGGCCUAAAUAGAGUGAAAAAUGCCAGUGAUGCUGUCGGGAUUGUGAUGAAAGAACUGAAAAGGCAAAGUUCUUUGGGUUCCUUCCGCCUUCUGGUGGCAGUGGAUAGUGUCAAUGCUCUCUGGGGGAGGACCACACUGAAAAAAGAAGACAAAAGCCCGGUUGCCCCAGAGGAGCUGACACUCGUUCAUAAUGUGAAAAAAAUGGUGACCAAUGAUUGGCAUGGAGGGGCUGUCGUGGUGAGUCUGAGCCAAACUGGCUCUCUCUUUAAACCCAGAGCUGCCUAUCUUCCCCAGGACUUGCUAGGAAAGGAAGGUUUUGACAACCUAGACCCCUUUGUUCCCAUCCAAGUUUACAAUUAUACCCCAAAAGAGUUUGAAAGUUGUGUUCAGUAUUAUUUGGAAAACAGGUGGCUUCAGCACAGGACAGCUCACACAGAAGAAGGAAAGAAGGAGCUGUUUUUCCUUAGUAACUCAAAUCCCUGGCAGCUAGAACGGCUCUGUGCUUAUCUCUAAGUCCUGCCCGUCUCCACGAGACCUGGUACGUGGAACGUGUUGACCUGAACCAGAAAGGAGGCAGCCAGGAUCCUCCAUCUGGAUAGAUCCCAGGGCUUGGAGUCCGCAGCAGGCCUCUAGAGCUCGGGGAAGAGUCUUCCUAAGGGCGGCCAGAUUGCCUGUCACAGUGACUGCAGCAGCUGGAGAUUCCAUCCUUGGUCUUGUCACUUGUGUCAGAAUGUGAACGUUGGACAUUGUUCUCAGAAGCAGGAUUCUAUGAUCCUUCCCUCUGUAAAAAACAAAACAAAAAAAGAGAUAAAAUUCUUUUCUUAAAAGAAUUAUGAUAUAAUAAGUACUGGCUAAGCUUUAGUGUUCAUGAUGAGUCUGUAUUGGGUAUCUGCAGGUCUUCCCUCAUUUAAAGAGAAUUCCUCGAUCAUUGUGUUUUCUGUUCACAAUUCAGUUCAAGAGGUGGAGAUGACAAGAUCCACUCCUUUUCAGCCUGCCCCUCACGUAAACUCACCCAUUUUCUUGUUUACCUUCUGCUUUCACUUUCUCUGACUAGGAUUAAAUGACUUGAAUUUUUAUAUCUGAUUUGAAUGAUUACUACAUAGAGGAAAAAAACAUAAAAAGACAGUAAGCAGCUCUCCUUCCUCUUGAUCAUAACCAAAGAUUUAGACUUUAAUGAUUUACUACUGGAAUAGGGAAGGGGUCAGGGUUCAAGGGUUCAUGCCUCAUCCAUAACCCUCUUGACUGUGGGUAUAGACUCUGCUGAGUAAGGAAUCAAAGGUACAGGGUUCAAACCCCACUUCCUGCCUCUGUAAUCUUAAGCAGGUCACUUAAAUUCGAUGGGCCUCAGUCUCCCUGUUUAUAAAAUGAAGGGGUCAGGCCAGAUGAUUAGUAAGAUAAAGUAUGAAGAGUGUCUAAAAAGCAUUCCGUGUGCCAUGGGCUCAUUCCCUCAUAAAUGCAGUGUCCAUGAAAGAAUGGACACAAAUCUAGAGUACAGUGGUAAUGAGGCACACAUGUAUAGGGAACCCGUGGUCAAAUUGGUUCUGCUGGUCCUUGUUAUCUUUUGCCUCCUUGUCAAAUCCUCCUGCUGUUCACCCUAACUCUCUCUUUCUGAUCUUCACUAUCUAUCUAUUGGCUCCUUCCCUGCUGCCUACUGAUACACUCAUGUCUUCCAACCAGUCCAGCUCUACACCAUCCUGCUCUCUUGAAUCCCUGGCCCUCUUAACAUACUGCCAAUUAUGCCCAGCCAAGCCUCAGCCUUGGAUCACUCCCACUAUUCGUCCCUUUCUGUCCCACACAAGUGCUUCUGAAUGAAGAUGGAGAAAAUCAUGCCACCAUUCUGACUGCUUCUACUACAAAUUUAUAUUAUAUAACCUCCACUGGGUCCUCACCUCUUCGAGGCAGUCCUGCUACAUCCUACAUCCCCCUCAAGGGACUGGGGAAGACUGAAGUCUGUGGGAGUACCUGAGAUUGUUUCUUAGAUGCUCAGGGAAUGGCUUGAACAAAUUGUGGUAUGUGAAUGUAAUGAAAUAUUAUUGCACCAAAAGAAAUUACACAAGAUGAUUUCAGAGAACCCUGGAGAAUAUGAACUGACAGUGAAGCAGACAGAAGCAGAAUAGUUUAUAAAAAGACAACAAUAUUGUAAGGAAAAGUAACUUGGAAAGACUUAAGAAAUCUUAGUGCCAUGACCAUGUCUCCAAAGGAACUAUGAUAAAGCAUGUUACCUCCUGACAAAUAACAGACACAAAGUACAAAGACUUAUUUUGGGACAUAGCCACCUUGUGGAAUCAUUUUUGCUUGAAUAUGUUUAUUUGUUACAGAGUUUUGUUUUUUCCUUUCUUGGUUAAUUAGAGGGGUUAGCAGUGGUGAUGCCAAAAGAAAGAGGGCCAUGUGAUAUUUUUUUUUAGUGCACGGAACAGAAGGGAUUUCAGAAGGAAGCCCGGGUAAACAUAAAGAGUUUUAAAGGGAUAUGUAUUUAUUGCAUAUAUUUUUUAAAGCAAGUAGUGUAAAAGAGAUUCAGGGUUUCAUAUGGAAUCUUUUUUGUUCUAAAAUCAAAUCAAAUCAGCUAGUUCCUCAAAAAAUAUGUACAUACAUAUUCAUAUGUAUAAAAAUACAGUAAGCUACUUGUGGGCAGAUAUCCUCUUGCUUUUUGUAUUUGUAUCACCAGCACUUAACACCAUACCUAGCAAAUAUUAAAUGCUGAGUUUUGGUUUGU